ACCACUGUAGUCACAUUAACUGUUUUAAAUAAAUGUUUUAGCUUUGAAAAGGGAAAUGACCUCGCUGGCAAUGGAGGCCUCACUGAGCCUUUGGAUUUCAUCAAAACUAUCUUAAUUUGUGUUUCUAAGAUGAACGAAGGUCUUACGGGUGUGGAACGACAGGAGGGUGAGUACUUAAAGACUGAAUUUUCAUUUUUAGGUGAACCAUCCCUUUAAUAAAACAUAAAAGUUGUUAGCUUUGGUUAGCGUUGUUUACACGGAGCAAUUUCCCAAAACACAAGUGUCUUACUGUCAAAUAUUAAACCAAAAACAAUGUUUACACGUAUGUUCAUGUAGACAAAAAAAGCUUCGUGGACAGAUUCAUAAAUGCCCAAUCGGGGUUCAAGGGCAGCUCUGGCAUCCAGGCUAAAAUUUCACACAUCCGCACCUGUUGUCGCUCCCAAUGCGCCUCCAAGCAAAGAUAGGCCUUGUAUUGAUUGUUGUCUUUGUUAAAUCUGCAUUGAGAAGCUAUCGAGGUUAAUCGGUUCGUGUUAAACUGCUACAAUAGUUUAAAGAGUCGUGUUUGUGAGCAAACAGCGGUGAAGUCAUUGUUUAAGCUGUUACACAUUCGGUUGAACAGGCAGCUUAGGUUUGUGGUUUCUUUCUGCAGCGGGGUGGUGUCUAUUCGGCUGCUCACCACACUGCCAAGAGAGGACAGAUUCAUCUCCUCAGACAUUACCGCGUCUCUGAUUGACUGAGAGAUGUCCGUGGAGGUAGAAGAGGAACGAAAGUCAGACCCAAAAGGGAGAUGCGCAAGACUGAUUUGGCGUUUAUUUCCUCACGUUUUCCUCAUUUUAUCACUCAUUUUAUAUGCGGUUUUAGGUGCGCAGAUCUUUCAACAGAUUGAGAAAAGGACUAACAAUGAGUCGGAACGGAUCCGUGAAGUGGUGCAAAAAGUGGUGGAGACAGUGCAGAAUCAUACAGAUACCUCAAAACAGGAAGAGUUACAUGGAAAAAUAAAAAAUAUUUUGAAUGAAUUCCAAAAGGAGCAGAACUGGACCUUCUCUCGUUCUCUUUUCUUCUGCUGUACGGUGUUCACUACUUUAGGCUAUGGACACAUGUAUCCAGUGACCCGUGAAGGGAAGAUGGCUUGUAUCCUGUAUGCGAUGGUGGGCAUUCCUCUCAUGCUGCUGGUCAUCACAGAUGUGGGCGAUAUCUUAGCUGUUCUCCUCUCUAAAGCGUACACUUGUCUCAGCCUGUUCUGCAGGCGAUGUAUGGUACAUCGUUCAUGGAGCCUUAAAAAUCAUGAAAAGGCAUCACCUCUCCAACAAGUGAAAGGUGUUGAUACUGGCAGCACUUAUACAUUCAACCAAGAUAUCGUGGUGCACAAGACAGUGAACAUUCGGCAGGUGAUAGGAGCCCAGUCUUCCUUCAGACGAUCAUCCUUACAGCUUCGUAACAACAAGGAGAUCUUUAACCGCAUUAUUGUUAAGGAGAGCUUCAGGCUCAAGAACACUUUGACAAAAUCCUUCUCAUGCUCAGACCUUGACCAUAUACCUUCCCCAGAGAACGGCUCCAAGUUAUUCACCGGCAUCGGAGAGAAGAUGGAUCACGUUAACGUCCCUCUGCUGGUCAUCUUGCUGGUGGUGUUUGCAUACAUGGUGGUCUGCAGUCAAAUUUUGAAAUGCUGGGAGAGUGAGAUGAACCACUUUGAUGCCUUUUAUUUUACCUUCAUCACCUUGACCACCAUUGGCUUUGGUGACAUUGUGCCUAAACACCCAAAUUUCUUCAUGGUUACCUUUUUGUUCAUUAUCAUGGGCAUGGCCAUUAUGAGUAUGGCCUUCAAACUUGGCCAAUCACAAAUUGUUAGCUGUUACAGGUGGUGGAUGACUUGUCUUAGCAUGGGCAAGGUAGGAAUACGCAAAGAUCUAGAGGGUAACUGAAGGCAACGGGUUUUUGUGGCUUUGCUAAUGGCACAUGAAAUUACUAGGAAAGCAUGACCACUCUCAGUACAAGAUGGUAAUGUGUUUUAAUGUCUUUCACUGUCUGCCAGUUUGAUAAAAUGGGUUGAAGGGGAAUGGACCACAGUCCUACUUCAGUAUAAAACAAGUAUAGAAGAAACAGUGAAGUAUGCACUCCUGUUAGCUAUCUGAGCCAAAAGAUGAGACUGGCCUCUGUGACUGUAUUAUUAUAUGCUUGUAUUAUUAGGAAAAUUGCACGAGACUUUGUUUAUUUUUUGUAUAAAUAUGUAGCUUAUCAGAAAUGCACUGACAUUUAUUCAUGUUCAUGCAAGAUGUAUGUACUGUAUUCAUGUAUGGAUAUUCAUACAAAAAUGUAUGGUAUAUGUUGCCCAGUGUUUAAUUAAUGCCAAAUAAUAAAGAAUGUAAUAUGUUUUACCUCUCCAAACAGUGCAACAUCCUUCUCUUAUUUAAAUUCAGGUGUGUAUGUAAAAUUAAUUUACUGACUAAUACGUAAGCUAGUAUGUAACUGAAUGAUUGAGCAUCUGUAAUAUAUUGCCUGUUAAAAUUUAA
Messenger RNA from Megalobrama amblycephala (Wuchang bream), 2510 nucleotides. It is a transcript of the gene kcnk18, whose product is annotated as potassium channel, subfamily K, member 18. Gene Ontology annotation, biological process: stabilization of membrane potential; potassium ion transmembrane transport. The transcript is spliced from 3 exons. Bases 741 to 1922 code for a protein of 393 amino acids. Gene Ontology annotation, cellular component: membrane. Gene Ontology annotation, molecular function: potassium ion leak channel activity. The record is from RefSeq and is a predicted model, not a curated record. NCBI's taxonomy places the organism in Eukaryota, Metazoa, Chordata, Actinopteri, Cypriniformes, Xenocyprididae.